Molecule: messenger RNA, 482 nt
Organism: Varroa destructor (honeybee mite)
Lineage: Eukaryota; Metazoa; Arthropoda; Arachnida; Mesostigmata; Varroidae
Source: RefSeq, a predicted model, not a curated record
AUGCCGCCAUCAGAAAUUUCGCCUGUACUGACUGAAGAGGAGUGUACGCAUAGAAGUCUCAGGGAAGUUUGCGGGCUUGCCGGUAGGCCGGUUAAUGCUUGCUCAUUAGUGACAGUAAUGGUAAAGAAUUAUGCCCGUGUACGAGUGACUGCUACUCCCGAUGUUCCUCUGUGUUUGGAAUACGGACAGUUUAAAGGCAACGCGUUCGGGUGUUCGGGAGCUCUGGCCGGGGGAGAGCGCGGGCUUACGCCAGCGAUUGGGGCAAGCAGCAAUGCGCGCUUGGAGUGGAGUUGCUACGCUGUGCACGACAUCUACGAGCAAGCAUGGGUUGCUUGCGCGCUUGUGGAGCGCGAAAGCUUGACUUUUGCAAGAAAAGCGCGGGCUGGCGCCAGUUUUCGAAUUGAGGCAUCAUAACCACAAGAAUUGAUAGGUAAAAAGCAUAGAGUGCCCAAUCAUAGAAAGGGUUUCGUUUUCUAAUUUUC